AUGCAGAAUGAACACCGAAACAAAGGAGCUCUCGGCGGAGGGCAGAGCUUUGAAGAAUCCAAGAAAGACGGAAAGAGUACUUAUUUGAUGGCCCCAUCGAGGUUGGCCCUUCAGUUCUUUCACGAUGGCGACAAUGUCUUUGACGACAUCGAGAAUAUCCUUGACGAGAGUCAAGAACUCCAGGAUCUUAGUGAGGACAGAGACGGAGCCGCCGAAGAGGCCGGGCAUGGCUCCAAAAGCAAAUUUGAGCAUUCUGAGCAUGCUGGUGAUGGUGGUGGUGGUACUUGUGUUGCAGGAGCAGCGGCAGCAGCAAGUGAGGAGAAUCUCGAUGGUUGGAAGUGAUUUAUAAGAAGAAAGGAAGCGGGGGAGUUGGAGGAGGAUGGGAGAUAUUUAUUCCCUAACUUGGGGAUGUAAACCAUGCAACCCAUACGAACGACGCAAAAACAAUGCAAUAUAUGGAAUCCCACGGAAUCGAGGACGCUCGCUAUAGGAAUCGAUGAUGUAUUGGGAAAUUGACGACGCCAUGGGAGAUGCUGAUGCAACGAGGAAUGUGAUAUGAUACUAA
Messenger RNA from Talaromyces stipitatus ATCC 10500, 565 nucleotides. RefSeq lists its product as uncharacterized. Bases 1 to 342 code for a protein of 113 amino acids. NCBI's taxonomy places the organism in Eukaryota, Fungi, Ascomycota, Eurotiomycetes, Eurotiales, Trichocomaceae. The record is from RefSeq and is a predicted model, not a curated record. The transcript has 2 exons.